AUAAUGUAGCCUAGGCUGGCCUCAAAAUCUGAUUCUUCCUUCCGCAGCCUCCUCAGUGUCCACUACACCUGGCUUAGGAGUUCUUUCUUUACACUGUUGAUCCAUACUAUAGUGAAAGUAAGCACGCAGUAGCACUAGCCAGUAAUUGCAUUGUGGCAGCCGUAACUGAAGGGAACUGUUCCCAGUCCACCUAGGAGUUACUAGUAUUGUUUUAUUGCCAAGGCAGAGAGUCUCAUUGACCCAAGAUAACCCGGAUAUUGUAAUCCUCCUGCCUCAGCCUCUGGCAUGCUAAGAUUAUAGUUGUGUUCUACCAUGCUCAGCUAGGUUUUAUGUGGUUCUUUUAUUUUUUUUUGAAAGAGUUAAUUUUGAAAUAAAAAUUUAUUAAUCCAGAUUUUUAAUGCCUUUCCCUUUAGAUGAGCCAGUUUUCUUAUUUGAGCAGCAAAAAUAAUACCUCUAUUCAUUUGUGUUCUAUUCAUCUCCAGUAGUUUUGGAAUAAAAUUAAAUUACGUGGGACUUAAUUGGGCAUGUUACUGGGUGAGCAGUUGUAACACAGAUGUGACGCUGCCAUUUGAAGGGCAUGCAGUGUAGCGGAGGGGACCCCUUAAAGCAGUCGUUUGUCAGCAGCUGUUUACAGUCUGUCUCCAGCACUCAGAAGGGUCCUGAGACUAGCCUUGCAUUCGGACGGCUUAAAGAUAAGGAAGCUUACGUUGCUUAGUUUCUAUCUCUUACAUGCUAGUAAAUCAUAAAGAUUCAUGGUGUGGUCUGCCUUUAAAACCCUGCGUUCUCUUCCAUAGCAUUCCUGAGUUACCUGUGUCAUGGGCUCACUCUGUUCCCAAGCAUACCUCUCUGUCUUGUCCCUCAGGAGAGCUGGGAGCUCUCCACUGCCUCAUAGAGGAGCCAGUGAGAGGAUGACAUUAACUCUUUGGUUGUGUUGACUUUUAUGUUACAAACCCCUGGGGUCUGGCUGCUUCCUUGGGGUAGUAAUCUUGUGGAUUCUGGGGCUGCCAUGAAACUGUUGUGCUGUUUGUAACCUCUCAAGUAAAAAUAGUCCCGCGGUGCUCCUGCUGCGCUUAGUAGCCAGGAUUUCCAUCGCGCCAAGCUCCCCCCACCCAGGACACUUGAUAAACAAAGCUCUGAGUAACGAGCAGAUUGCUGCGGCGGCCGCUCUGCAGGCCUCUCAGCUGCCACCAAGAGCUCCCAUGAAAAGGUUCCAUUGCUUUAACAUGCAGAGCCCCGUGCUCUGGUUGAUGCUCAGAAAAGCAUUUCUGAAGUGAGAACCCUUUGUGAUCCUUCCAGUCUGUCCCUUAAUACCUGAAUUGAGUCUCCCAGGCAGCUUAGAGGGCUUUGGGUAUGGCUUAGUGACAGAGUGAUUGCUUGGCAAACAUAAGGCCCUAGGUUCGAUGACCAAUAGCACUAAAAAAAAACAAAAACAAAAACAAAAAAAAACCUAAACAGCUUUCCAAGCUGGAGAGGUGGGUUUGCUGUUGCUGUUCACAGAGAUGAUGUGGACUAGCAAAUGUGAAACCUCAAUGAUUUCAGUGCCUUCCCGUAUUCGGGUAACUUUAAGAUAAAAGUAAAUGAAUUUAGGUUGUGUGCCUUGUUCCAUGCAACAAGAGACCUUAGGGUAGAAAUUUGUACCUCUGCCCUAUACUGUCAGGGUUCACUGGGCAGCUUAUAGCUUUUCCCUUUUGAAUCUUACACUUUGACCGCUUAACCUGUUCUCGCCUCUUAAAGGCACUGGGACUCACUGCCUGCGGGUCAGUACCUCUCUAGAGGUGCCUUCCUCCUAGCAGUGUGCUGCUGGACUUCAUAGUACGUCAGUCCGUGCUGUGUUCACGUGGUUCUAGAUUUCUGUGUUUGCAUGCUGUUUGAGGGUUUCACUUGGGUGAGAACCUGAUUGACUUGAAAUGGGAGGUAGUGAGUGUUUCCCCUUACUUCCCUGCUUUGUCCCGGGUUUUAUGUGCAACGCUAACAGAGAUCAAUUUUAUCUUACACACUUCUGGUCUUUUAAGAGCGAUUAGAAGUACACGUGUUGGGGCCCCGUGUUGGAAGUCUUGGUCAUUGUCAGCUCACUGUUCUUUCCUUUCAAGUUGCCUAAACACAGCUGAGUUCUUAAGAGGAGCAAAGAAAACAUGACAGUGCUGCCAAGUAGACAGGAAGCCGAGCGAGCUAGCCGACCCAGGAGUGAGGCUGAGCACAGCCCCGCGUCCAAUCAGCUGAGUGCACUGUUGCUAUGUGCGCCCUACUCUCUGCCUUUGUGAGAAGCCUGCACGGGGAAGCGCAGCACCCAGCGCUUGCUCCGCUCGCUCGCUCGCUCGCUCUCUCCUCUCCCGUGCUUUCCAUCCGCGGCUGACAGGGUAGCAGCUGACAGCCGGAGGCUUCCAGUAUGGUUUUCAGUGGGAACAAAGGGCUCCGCAGACAAGAUGCCUUGGAUGAGUAUUUUGAAUAUGACGCAGAGGAGUUCUUGGUCUCUUUGGCCUUGCUGAUAACUGAAGGACGAACCCCAGAGUGCUCUGUGAAAGGCCGUGCAGAGAGUUUCCACUGCCCUCCAGCGCAGUCUCGCUUCCCAGGAACGGCCAGACAUGAAUGCAGCGACAAGCUGGCCCAGUGUCGCCAAGCCAGACGAACCAGAUCUGAGGUCACACUGUUGUGGAAAAAUAAUCUUCCAAUCAUGGUGGAGGUGAUGCUCCUGCCAGAUUGCUGCUACAGUGAUGAGGGGCCUAGCACAGAGGGGACAGAUCUGAAUGAUCCCGCCAUUAAGCAAGACGCACUGUUACUGGAGAGGUGGAUCUUGGAGCCAGUUCCCCGACAGAAUGGUGACCGCUUCAUCGAAGAGAAGGCACUUCUGCUGGCUGUCAGAUCAUUUGUGUUUUUUUCUCAGUUAAGUGCUUGGUUGAGUGUUUCUCACGGUGCUAUUCCACGAAACAUUCUUUACAGAAUCAGUGCUGCGGAUGUUGACCUGCAGUGGAGUUUUUCCCAGACUCCAACUGAGCAUGUGUUUCCAGUCCCCAAUGUCUCUCACAAUGUGGCCUUGAAAGUCAGCGUUCAGUCCUUACCCAGACAAGCUCAUUAUCCGGUUUUGACCUGUAGUAUUCAUACUAACAUUGGUCUGUAUGAGAAGAGAAUUCACGAACAGGAGCUUAGAGCCUGUCAGCACCAUGGCCCUGGUGAGGUGGAGUACCGUUGUCCCAGCAGCUCACAGAGCCUAUGCAGCCAGCACACAUGGACCAUGGCACCCGUGAGUGCCCUGCACGUCAGAAGUGGCAUGCCUCCCGAGUACACUGCAGCCAUUAGAAAUGUCAGGCUCUGCCCAGGCACAGGUAGCAAGUCUGACCAUGGGGCACCUCAAGCCAGUGUCCUGGGCUUCAGUGGCACCGGGGGAGAAGUGAGGUCACAGGGGGCAUCAGUGAGAACGUUCAAAUCACUGCCUGUGGUCGAUUCCAGUGUCUCCAGCUGUCAGAGCUCUCGGCAGCCAGUAGGGGAACCUAACCCUUUAAUGGACUCCUUGAUUCAGGAUCGACAAGAAGUCAUUGCCAGGAUUGCUCAGCACUUGAUUCACUGUGACCCCAGCUCCUCUAGAAUGUCUGAACUCCCCUUUAACACCCAGGAGUCCACUUCACUUAGCCCAAAGCUUCACCCAGUUUCACAGGAAAGUGGAUGUGUGAGAAGAUAUAAAGAAGCAUUCUCUGUCUCUUUUGGGAGUCCAGAGUUUGGCUCCCCAGGAGACAGCAGGGAGGGGAAAGUCAGAGAGAAGUCAGAAACCAGGCCAGGAGAAACCUGCACUUCUCACAGUCUGUACCCUCACCAGCCUGCUGGGGAGGCAAACCCGCUGAUUGGCUCUUUACUCCAGGAGCGGCAGGACGUCAUAGCCAGGAUUGCACAGCACCUGGAACACAUAGACCCCGCAGCUCACAUUCCCCGGCCUGCAUUCAGCAAGCACGACUCCAAUUCCAUUCCUUCUAAAGUGUUCAGGAGUUCAUUUGAUGACAAAACCUUGUUGAAGAAGGGCAGAGAGAAUGUCUCUGUCUCUGCGUCUCAUACAGAAGUGUCCUUAUUGGGAGACAGAGGUGAUGGGGAAAGCCUCAAACCUAGUAAAUGCUUGCGAUCUGUCAAAUUCAGCCCUCAAGAAAAGCCUUUGAAACCUGAAGUAAGAACUCAGCAUCAGAACCAUCCUGAUAGCAUCAGCCCCACAGCCAGGCAGGAGUUGCUGAACAAGGCUGCUGGCUUACUAACUUCCUCUAACACAGCUCUCUGCAAUGAAAGCAGCUUGGGUUUGAUUAGCAGAUUGGAAAGUACAUCCUGUAAAUUACACCUUAAGGAGCAAGAAAUGAGCCAUGAAACUGAGAAACAGUGUUUGCAUUGCAACAGUAUUGACAAACAGAUUUGCACAAAUACGUGUACGGAGAAAAUCAACGACGAGCGUAGUCCAGGAUCUCUCCGUCAUCUCCAGUGUGAUGAUUCAAAAGGUAUUGACUCAAAACUAAAAGUGACUCUGCUGGAAAUGCCUGACUAUUUGAACAAGAACAAAACGAAUUGUUCAAGUAAAGACUCCACAAGAUCCAAGGCGUGUGAGCAAUGCGUUCGGGUUGGCACAGAAAAUUACCUCAGUGAAGAGGUUGAGGGUCCCAGAAGCACUGUAUCAGACCCACUCAAAACUGAACAGGAGGAAAAAAGGGACUCAGGUGCUGGAAAACCUCAAAGCGUAAAGCACUGUUUGUCUGCAGGCGAAAGACUGCACAGCGCAGACAUAUUGAGGACUACACUGAAACAUUCAAGUGUCUGGAGGAAACAUAAUUUUCAUUCCUUGGAUGGGACAUCAACCAGAGCCUUUCAUCCUCAGACGGGGCUGCCUCUCCUCUCAAGUCCAGUUCCUCAAAGAAAAACACAGUCAGGCUGCUUUGAUCUAGACACGUCACUGCUGCAUCUGAGAAGCCUGUCCUCCAAAAGCUCUCGGCCAUGCCUGAACAUUGACGAGGACCCAGAUGUUCAUGAAAAACCUUUUUUGAGUUCAAGUGCUCCACCAAUCACAAGUCUUAGUCUCCUAGGAAAUUUUGAGGAAUCGGUUCUGAACUAUCGUUUAGACCCCCUCGGCAUAGUCGAUGGCUUUACGGCUGAGGUGGGAGCCAGUGGGACUUUCUGCCCAACGCACUUGACUCUGCCAGUGGAAGUGUCGUUCUACAGUGUUUCGGAUGAUAAUGCUCCCUCGCCUUACAUGGGUGUGAUUACUUUAGAGUCCCUUGGUAAAAGGGGUUAUCGAGUACCUCCUUCAGGAACGAUACAAGUGACCUUAUUCAAUCCCAAUAAGACUGUGGUGAAGAUGUUUGUAGUCGUGUAUGACCUACGAGGCAUGCCAGCCAAUCACCAGACAUUCCUGAGACAGAGGACGUUCUCAGUUCCUGUUAAACAGGAGAUGAAGAGAAGUAUUAACCAAGAGAACAUCCAGCACACGGCACAGUUACUACGCUACCUCAUACACCUGAGGUUCCAGAGUUCUAAAUCUGGAAAGAUCUACCUCCAUAGAGAUGUCCGGCUCCUGUUCUCUAGAAAGUCCAUGGAGGUCGAUAGCGGUGCUGCGUAUGAACUCAAAUCCUACACUGAGUCGCCAACAAACCCUCAGUUUUCACCAAGGUGUUGAUGAGGGGGACAACUUAAAAGUAUUUGCUCAGUACCCACGCCUGAACAUGAGCGUUCACAGAACGGAAUACAUCAAACGAGAGCCGGUGGGGCAGAGUGGCCCUCCUCUGCUGUCCUGGACCAGAUUUUAUUAAAGGACCCCUUGAAAUGAGACCCGUGACUCCUAAGUGGACUGGAAGCACCCGUGUCUUCGCCUUUCCGUACUGUUGAAACCACUUCGUUGGACAGUUGCAAUAGCAAAAUCCCCAGUUAGAUUAGUGUUUACACAUUUUAUUUCUGUUAUUUAAUAUUUAAUGUUUUCCUUAAUAGUCAAGUGAUGUUUGUCUCUAGUGUUCUAAUGUAGCACAAUCCUAUGUAAAAUCAUACUAUGUAUUUUUGACAUUAUUGUUGAAAUUGAAAUAUAUGCAUAAGUCUUUAAUUUUGUGUGGUGUGUUUUAAGUGCUAUUCAUUUAAGCUACUGAAAAUGAGAAUGAAAUGUUGGGCUUCUUUAAGAUUAAUGCACUAUGCAAGCAUGUAUGCUUUUUUAUCUCUCCAGGUUAGGUUUUAUAGCACUCACCCAGGGUCUGUCCCCAGGGGGUCCGACAAAGCUGCUCCCAUCCUCCUGGCAAGCGCUGAGCUACCUGCCCAUUCUCAUUCCUUCUAAGGUCCAAAACAUUCUAUUUUCCCUGAAUCACUACUGUAGAGGUUUUACUUUAAAUUGCUGUCCCAUGCUAGAUAAUUUUCUCACACUGUUAAAAAAAAUGUACUUUGAAAAGAUUAAUAUUUAUAUUGUAAAUAUAUGCAAAAAACUAAAACGUG
Messenger RNA from Mus caroli (Ryukyu mouse), 6432 nucleotides. It is a transcript of the gene Atosa, whose product is annotated as atos homolog A. The record is from RefSeq and is a predicted model, not a curated record. Lineage: Eukaryota; Metazoa; Chordata; Mammalia; Rodentia; Muridae.